AUGCCUGGUUUACCUGCCAGUAUCGAUCUCGAUGAAUGUAUCGCGCAACUCUACAAGAAGAACCUCCUGGCCGAGUCCCUCAUCGAAGCAAUAUGCGCAAAGGCAAAGGAGCUGUUGAUGAAAGAGAGCAAUGUUGUUCACAUAUCUGCGCCGGUUACUGUCGUUGGAGACAUUCAUGGGCAGUUCUUUGACAUGCUGGAAAUCUUCAAGAUUGGAGGUUUCUGCCCAGACACAAACUAUCUCUUUCUUGGAGACUACGUGGAUCGAGGUCUUUUCAGCGUCGAGACGAUUUCUCUGCUUGUCUGUUUAAAAUUACGAUACCCCCAGCGUGUUCAUCUUAUUCGCGGUAAUCAUGAAUCACGAGGCGUCACUCAAUCCUACGGCUUCUACACGGAAUGUGCCCGAAAAUAUGGCAAUGCCAAUGUCUGGCACUACUUUACCGACAUGUUCGAUUUCCUUACCUUGAGCGUUGUCAUCAACAAUCAGAUCUUCUGCGUCCACGGCGGCCUCUCUCCUUCAAUCCAUUCAAUCGACCAAAUCAAGAUUAUCGACCGGUAUCGCGAAAUUCCACAUGAAGGACCGAUGGCGGAUCUGGUUUGGUCAGACCCGGACCCAGAACGGGAUGAGUUCUCUUUAUCACCUCGAGGUGCUGGGUACACCUUUGGCGGGGAUGUCGUCAAGAAAUUCUUACAAGUCAACAACAUGUCUCACAUCCUCCGGGCUCAUCAACUCUGUCAGGAAGGUUACCAGAUAUUGUACGACGAUCGCCUCAGCACCGUCUGGAGUGCACCUAAUUACUGCUAUCGUUGUGGGAACCUGGCCAGUGUCCUCGAAGUAAGCGAUGCGGGAGAUCGAUAUUUCAAUAUUUUUGACGCCGCUCCGGAGAAUAACGUUCAUCGAAAUGAGCAAAGUCAGCAACAGCAACAGAGCCAAGGCAAGGAUGGUCAAGGGCCUCAAAUUGAAUAUUUUCUCUAG
Messenger RNA from Exophiala dermatitidis NIH/UT8656, 975 nucleotides. Its product is annotated as serine/threonine-protein phosphatase. The coding region runs from base 1 to 975 and encodes 324 amino acids. Gene Ontology annotation, molecular function: protein serine/threonine phosphatase activity. The transcript is spliced from 3 exons. The record is from RefSeq and is a predicted model, not a curated record. NCBI's taxonomy places the organism in Eukaryota, Fungi, Ascomycota, Eurotiomycetes, Chaetothyriales, Herpotrichiellaceae. Gene Ontology annotation, biological process: peptidyl-serine dephosphorylation. Gene Ontology annotation, cellular component: FAR/SIP/STRIPAK complex.